Arachis stenosperma is the source of this 1161-nucleotide messenger RNA. RefSeq lists its product as uncharacterized. Gene Ontology annotation, molecular function: nucleic acid binding; RNA-DNA hybrid ribonuclease activity. Lineage: Eukaryota; Viridiplantae; Streptophyta; Magnoliopsida; Fabales; Fabaceae. The record is from RefSeq and is a predicted model, not a curated record. Bases 1 to 1161 code for a protein of 386 amino acids. The transcript is spliced from 2 exons.
AUGGAGGGAUGGAAAGAAAGGUUGUUGAACCAGGCAGGCAAAGAAACAUUAAUAAAAUCAGUUAUACAAGCAAUGCCAUCAUAUGCCAUGAAUAUUAUAAAGUUUUUCAAGAGUUUCUGCAAGAGAAUUUGCUCAAAGGUGGCGCGAUUCUGGUGGGCAACCUCCGGGAAAGAAAGGGGCAUUCAUUGGAAAAAAUGGGACUGCAUUACGGAUAGCAAUAGCAGCGUGGGGUUGGGAUUUAAGGAUCUAGAAAAACAUAAUACUACUUACCUUGCAAAACAAGCGUGGAGAGCAAUGAAGAAUCCAGAUGCAAUAUGGGUCCAGAAAGCAUGCCAUGACAUAUUACCAGUGGGCUCAAAUUUGUAUAAAAGGAGGAUGGCACCAGAUCUAUUGUGUCAGAUAUGCUUAAAAGGGAUGGAGACGGUCAAACAUGCUUUACUGCUAUAUGAUUGGGCGAGAGCAACAUGGUUCGGAGUGGAAUACCAAUGGAUCCCAACACCAGAGACAGUUAACUCGAUUGGAAGUUGGAUGGUAAAGUGUAUAAGGAAGAUAAGAGAAGGAGGCCGAGACGAUCAUGAGAAGAGGAUUAGUAAGCUCGGGUUUCUCUUGUGGGAGAUAUGGAAAACCAGGAAUAACAAAUUAUUUCAACAGCAAGAAGUGAAUCAAAGUUGGACAAUCAGCAAAGCAAGAGCACUAGAGACAGUCUAUGGAAAACUAGCAAAAAAACAGCAAACACAAAAAAGAGAAGCCAAUAGGAGCAGAACUUACCCGAUGACAUGGAGACCUCCUCCUGAAGAUUGGCUGAAAGCAAAUGUUGAUGCUGCCUUUCGAAAGGAGAAUGAGACAGGUGCAAUAGCUGUGGUGAUCAAAGAUAGCAAAGAAAAGAUGGUAUUAGGAUUUUCAGGGAAGAUUCAAGCUAAAUCAAGCAUUGUGGCUGAGGCUCAAGCAAUAAGACAAGCUUUAAUCAUAGUGAACAAUUUGAAUAUGGGUAAAACGCUAAUAGAAUCGGAUAGUUUAAAGCUCAUUCAAACAAUCAAAUCCAAGACAACCAUUGGAGAAGCAUCAGCUAUCAUCCAAGAUAUUCAAAAUUUAAUGGAAAAAAUACCUGAAAAAGGAAUGACUUGGACUCCCAGGAAUGAAAAUCGGCUGGCCAUGCAGUGA